AUAAGGAGUUAUGUCGUAGCUAAACGUAUGUCUCGAUUUGUGAUGCCUUUGCCUUCCGAGUGAAAAGAUUUUAACCAUGGCUUGUGGAUCGUAGAACACACAAAUGUGUAUUUUUCUGCCGUAAAAGUGUUUACAUGCUUAAAGUGCGUCGCUGUAAUGGAAACCACGGAUACGGCCAGGUACAAAGGGGAUGAGAGUGGAGCCAUCGCUCUCCCACCGUCAUCGAAGCUGAAUCCAUGUUCCUGCCCUCAGCCACAGCAGUUAGGAGUCCUGUCAACGGAUAUACUGCUGGGGGUAUACUAUGGGCGGCCCACGUACAAGACGUGGCUGGACGAAGGCGGAGACAUCAACGCCAUGCACGCCAUGGGCUACACCUUUGUCUUCAUGGUCUGCGCAGGAGGUCACCCGCUCAUCCUGCAAGACCUCCUUGAGAUGCAGAACCUGCACCUGAACCUAAUCAACAUAUGGGGAAUGACCCCCCUUAUGGGUGCGAUCAAAUGGGGCCAAGAUGAAUGCGCUCGACUCUUGCUCACCACCAAGCAUUCUUGCCAGCUGGACUUGACCAUCAAAGACAACGGAGGCCUGACCGCACUCUCCCUCGCGGCCCGGGAGAAGCGCUGGGGCAUCAUCCCUCUCCUCCUCAGGCCGCAUGUCCGCUACGACGCCCAGACCGUCGACGACACCCUCUACAGAGUCGUGGACGGAGGCCUGUGGGAAGUGGUCACCACGCUGCUGGAGGAGUAUAAGGACUUCAGCCAAGAAGCUAUUACGAGGGUCCUCUUUAAGGCUACGAGGGAAAAUAAUGUUCAGGUGGUGAGGAUAAUUGCAGAGAAACACAUCCACCUAUGCAGGUACGAGGACCUGGUUACUGCUAGGAUUCUGGCGGAGGACUACAAGUACGUGGACAUUGAAAGACUUCUCCUGGGGGCGAGGAGUCGAUGUCUUGAUUUCCUCUUUAACCUGAACCCGUCCAUGGGUAUGCCACCAGAAAUGAGUCUUCCCGCGACGCAGACCUUCGACAGCAGAAUUAUAUUAGAUACCCGACCUGCGGACAUGUCGCUGAACAUCCUGCCUCCAGUGAAUCAGGACGGUUUGCUGACCCUGAACGUGCGGCCCGUGCAGACCCCCGUGCCCCCCGGCCCGGACGUGUACGACACCACCACCAGCCCCCGCGGCCUCGUCCUCAUCCUCAACUACAACAGGUUCCACAACCAGCCUCACAUGACCCGCGAAGGCUCCCACGCCGACAUCGCAAACCUAAAGAACCUGUGUUCCCAGAUGGGCUACGAAGAGCUUGUGCACUGUGAUCUUACCAAGAGGCAGACGAUCGUCGCUCUGACGCGCUUCAGGAAUCAGGAGCGCCUGAAGGGCGUCGGGUGCGUUCUCGUGGCCAUCAUGAGCCACGGCAUCGGCACUCACACCUUCUACAGCUCUGACAUGGAGAGCAUCUCGGUCAACGAAGUGCAAAAUCUCUUCCUUGACCAGCAGUGUCCGAACCUGAGGAACAAACCGAAGAUUUUCCUCUUCAACUUCUGCCGGGGAAUGAACAUUCCCGCGCCGAUGGAGACAGACGCGGUCCGGGAGCCGCCAAGGAAUAUGAUCUGCCUCUACUCCACGACAGAGUCCUUCUUGUCCUACCGCGACAAAGUGCGCGGGUGUCCCUUCAUCAUCGCCAUCUGCGAAGUGCUCGCCAACCACGCGCACGAGAUGGAUCUGGAUAACUUGAUACGCGUCUUCCAGGGCAAAUACCUCGCGAACGCGACGCCCGAGAUUCAAAACCUCGGCUUCUAUAAGAGGUUUUUCUUCAACCCAGUUGGGAGGCGAUGAAAACGAAUUGCGACCUUAUUUUCACGAACUAUGUGCAAUACACACAUACUCACACUCACUUACUCACUCAAUCACCCACCCACCCACUCACUCAAUCACUCACUCAAUCACUCACUCACUUACACACACAGACACACACACACUCUCUCAUUCAUUCACUCACCUACUCACACAGUAUUCGGGACAAUCAUAAAUGAUCUUUGAGAUGGUCGUAAAUGGCCCGCGGGGUAACAAAAAUAAUUUUCAACCUGUGAAAUUAUGAUUUUCAUGCUGAGUGAUAUUUGAAAUAGAGACAGAAUAUUUGUAAAUAUUUGUUUCAGUGGCAACAGUUUCAUUUACAUUGCUCUUACUAGCUAUACCGCUAAUGAAAAGGAAAAAUGCAUAUAUUACAAAUUGAAUUAUACAAUAAACUGCAGAUGCCUAUGAAUUAUGCAUAUAAUGAAAUUGUUACCAUUAUUAGCGAAUAUGAAUACAUAUAUAGAU
Messenger RNA from Penaeus vannamei (Pacific white shrimp), 2310 nucleotides. RefSeq lists its product as uncharacterized. The record is from RefSeq and is a predicted model, not a curated record. Gene Ontology annotation, biological process: proteolysis. NCBI's taxonomy places the organism in Eukaryota, Metazoa, Arthropoda, Malacostraca, Decapoda, Penaeidae. Gene Ontology annotation, molecular function: protein binding; cysteine-type endopeptidase activity.